Messenger RNA from Miscanthus lutarioriparius, 1317 nucleotides. The record is from the annotation of a GenBank genome assembly. NCBI's taxonomy places the organism in Eukaryota, Viridiplantae, Streptophyta, Magnoliopsida, Poales, Poaceae.
AUGGGCCGCCGCAAGGUUUCCAUGGGGCUCAUCCCGAACCGCCGCGUGCGGGUCUCCACGUUCGGCAAGCGGAAGGAGGGGCUCAAGAAGAAAGCGAACGAGCUCUCCGUGCUCUGCGGCGUCGAGGUCGCGCUCGUCGUGGCCCCGGCGCCGGACGGCGACGGCGGCGCGGGGGCGGCCACGGCCAAGGCGGACGUGUGGGAGUCCAAGGAGGGCGUGCUGGCCCGGUACCGGGAGCUCGACCCGGAGCUGCGCGCGCGGCACACGUUCCGGGAGUACCUCUACGCCGAGCUGGGCAAGGAGGAGGCCAAGCUCGCCCGCGUGCGCCAGGCCGGGCCCGACGGCCUCGACUGCUGGGACAAGGCGCUGGACGGCGUCGACACCGUGGAGGAGGCGCAGAAGCUGCUCGACGCCAUCGACGCCGCCAUACAGGCCGCGGACGACAGGCGGAGGGCGCUGGGCAUGCCGGUCGACGACGACGAUGACGGUGGCGCCGGGAUCGUGCUCGAGGGGAUCGCUCCGCUCAACUCUGCGCACGUCGACGACGGCUACCUGCUGCACGCGCUCGGCGGCAACGUCGACGCCAACGACCAGGCCAUGGCCAUGUGGGGCAAUAACGGCUUCCACCCGUGCAGCGCCACCAACAUGCAGUACGGGUUCCAGCAAUUCAACAGCAGCAACGUCGCCAUGGAGGGCUACGACCUGCAGAUGGUGCCGGACAUGUACAACAACGGCGGCCUCGCCACGGACGCCUACCACUACCAGACGCGCCAUGCCGGCACAAUGCAGCACGGCUACGUCUUCCCGUGCGCACGUGCCAGCGCCAGCUACUUCGGCAUGGCUCCUGGCUACCAGAUGCAGCAGGUGGUCGGCAGUGGCGCUAUCCAUCCCAACCUGGCCAUGUCGAGCGCCGACGAGCCACGACACGCCAUGGCGCCAUUGCCAGCACUGGAGUACCCCUCAGCCGACACUAGCCUCAACUACAUGGACACGCAGGCGACACACGGUGUCCACGGCGGCAGCGGUGGCACGUCCUUCGCUAUGGACGCCAGAGGCAACUUCAUCAACGCACCACCAGCCUUCUCCGUCGCCAUGAGCACCGGUGGUGGCGGCGGCAACUUCAUCAGUGCGCCGCCAGCAGCACCUUCCCAUACCAUGGGCGGCACCAGCGACAACGUCAAGCCAGCCCAGACCCUCGCCAUGAGCUACGGCGGAGACAUGACAAUUGCCGGCAGGUACGCGACGCAGUCCGGCAUGGAGCAGCUGCAUUACCUCGGUGACCUGGAGGACACGCAGCCGAACCUAUGGGGAAACUAA